AUGACGGAGCUGUCUUUCUCCGCAAUGUGGCGGAACCUUCGUGCUCGAGGAUGGCGCCAUCAGCCGCCGCGCGGCUUAUCGACUGUUACAAAGUACUACACGCCAAACGGGUGGGCCGACAAGGCGAACGCUGAGCGCCGGGUUGAUGUAUUUUGGGGAGAAGAUGAACUACUGCGCAUUGUUCCCGAGCAAGUCUACGGGCGCGCUGGAACCACCAACAAAGCGACCAAAGUCGGGAGGUGGUCCGCCGACUGUGCCUCCAAUACCGCUUCCAACGCCGUUCACCCAUUCCCCUCAUCUCCCGGACUCACGGCCAAACACCCCAGCAAGAGCGCGCUCCAGCACUGGUACUGCAUCUCCAGCUUUGGCUACACCCGCGUCGAUAUCGUCGUCUACGGCUACGCCAGCUUCGACACCGUCCCAAACCACUACACCAACUUCAACGCCGUCUUUGGCAGCGGUGACAUCGGCCCGACGGGUGCUCACUAUCACGACACCAGCACGGCAUUCACUGGAGCCACCAAGAGAUCACCUCUCAGCGCAUCUGCCACGGCCACGGCAGGCCCGGCCACCAUCAAGCCGAGCUCCUCUGCGGCUGAGGACGGUAUUUUUCUCGGGUCAGGUGACGAGGAGGACUAUUCCGUUGACGAUGAGGUUAGCGAUGACGAUAGCAUCUUCCUCCCCGAUGCGAAUGACGGUGAAAGCUGCGACGAGAGCGAUGACGGCACCAUACCUGACACAGUGAGUGAAGAACCAAGCGAGGACGACCCCGAUCUACUACGUCUACUGUAUGCUUCGGCAAGUGCCGAAGAUUUGUCCAAGGCUGAUCUGCGACUUCAUACUCUCAAAGGGUGGAUGUCCACUUGGACGGCUCGAGCAAGUGUUAUCUGCCAUGAUAUUCAGCUCCCAGCGGCUCAGUUGAGUCGAGACCAAGCGGCUCCUAGUGACACCGCCGAAGCUAUCGGCCUCAAUCUCGAAGCGGAACUUCUCCUGAUCAGCUUGCAGAGUGGAGUCAGCGCCGACGAGCUCGCAACCCGGCCUUCAGACCCAUGA
Messenger RNA from Phytophthora sojae, 1053 nucleotides. RefSeq lists its product as hypothetical. The transcript has 5 exons. Bases 1 to 1053 code for a protein of 350 amino acids. NCBI's taxonomy places the organism in Eukaryota, Oomycota, Peronosporomycetes, Peronosporales, Peronosporaceae. The record is from RefSeq and is a predicted model, not a curated record.